CCGGUUUGCCGGUGCGUGCGCCGGGUGUGGUGUGAUCGCGUGUGUGCCGCUGCUCUGCGUUUGCCUGUGUGUGUUUUUCUCACGAUCGGCACGAAGAGUCCGGCACAACCGAUUGCCUGUCUAGACGCGCGGCAGCCCACCGUGCACCGAUUGUCAUCUGUCAGCACAUCAGAGAUACAGUGUAGUCACUGAUAAAUGAUCCUGCUUCUACGUUCGUUCUCUUUAGCUUGUUCCAAGUCGAACUCACACAUCGUCCUCUCGUCGGUCGUGUCUGCACAUCGAAGAAGUCUGGUCAUGGCCGCUAAGAGGCAAGCAAUCCUUCUGGGUGUGUACCAGGACAAGGAGAAGGACAAGGAGGGGGACUUUGUGCUCACUCCUAGCACCAAGCAGUUUGCUGCCAGCACCAAGUUGAACGACCUUCUGGAACUGACCAAGGGUUCUUUCAAGAAAGGUGAAACAAGGAUAUUCUAUGGCCUUGAUGAGAAGUACCCGAUCGCCUCUGUUGUUCACCUGGGUCCUCGACAGGCUGAGGUUCGGGAGCUCGAGGAGUGUGAUGAAGCUGCGGAGAGCGUUCGUAAUGCUGUUGCUGCUGGUGUGCGAAGCCUGCGCGGCAUCGGUGCCACGGCCAUUGACGUGGACCCCUGUGCCAAUGCCGAAGCUGCUGCGGAGGGCUGCACGCUGGCACUGCAUGUGUUCGAGGAGCUCAAGAAGAAAGAAUCACGCAAGCCCCCGGUGACGGUGUCGCUCCUCGGCAGCCAGGAGCUGGACAAGUGGACCCGAGGAGUGGAAAAGUCGUCUGCGCAGAACCUGGCGAGGCGCCUGUCCGAGAUGCCCGCAAACUUGAUGACACCCACACGCUUUGCCAAGGAAGCUGCCGAGGCUCUGGAAAAGAAGGGAGUCAAGGUCAUCGCCAGGGACCGCAAAUGGAUUGAGGAACAGAAGAUGGGCUCCUUCCUGAGCGUCACCAGGGGAUCGGACGAGCCACCCGUGUUUCUGGAGAUGCACUACGAGGGACCGGGACACCUGGCCGGAGGACCCCUGGUGUUUGUCGGCAAAGGGGUCACUUUUGACAGCGGUGGCAUCUCCCUGAAGCCAUCGGCCAACAUGGACCGGAUGAAGGCCGACAUGACCGGUGCUGCCUGCGUUGUUGCCACCUUUGCAGCUGUGGCGGCUCUCAAGCUGCCCAUUAAGAUGGUUGGUCUUACCCCGUUGUGCGAAAACCUUCCCAGUGGCAAGGCGACUAAGCCGGGUGAUGUCUUCACUGCCAUGAACGGAACCACCAUCCAGGUGGACAACACAGAUGCUGAAGGACGCCUUAUCUUGGCUGACGCUCUCUGCUACGCAGACACCUUCAACCCCAAGGCGGUGGUGGACAUUGCCACCCUCACAGGUGCCAUGGUAGUUGCACUGGGUGCAGGUGCAACUGGCGCCUUCUGCACUUCCAAUGCCCUCUGGAACCUGCUGCAUGAGGCUGGCCGUGUGACAGGUGACCGGAUGUGGCGCAUGCCCCUGUUUGAGCUGUACCACAAGCAGAUGACCAAGACCACCGUUGCUGACAUCAACAACAUCUCCAAACAGGCCGGGGCAGGAGGUUGCUGUGUAGCCGCAGCCUUCCUCAAGGAGUUUGUCAAGUGCCCACAAUGGGCGCACCUUGACAUUGCAGGCGUCAUGGAAAACAAGGAUGAGGUGUCGUACCUGGGAUCAGGCAUGGCCGGCCGACCAGUGCGCACUCUGGUGGAGUUUGUGGAACGUGUGGCUAAACUGGAGAAGCUUUGACGGGGGCCGAUCGGCUAGGACGCACGCCUUUCUUUCAGUCUGCAGGCCACUUGUUGACGUUCUUUAUUGCCAUAAAUGAACCUACAAAUAAAUGACGUCCUUUUUCACA
Messenger RNA from Dermacentor andersoni, 1885 nucleotides. The record is from RefSeq and is a predicted model, not a curated record. Lineage: Eukaryota; Metazoa; Arthropoda; Arachnida; Ixodida; Ixodidae.